Messenger RNA from Suhomyces tanzawaensis NRRL Y-17324, 2214 nucleotides. RefSeq lists its product as uncharacterized. The record is from RefSeq and is a predicted model, not a curated record. The transcript has a single exon. The coding region runs from base 213 to 2093 and encodes 626 amino acids. Gene Ontology annotation, biological process: synaptonemal complex assembly; meiotic recombination checkpoint signaling. Gene Ontology annotation, cellular component: nucleus. NCBI's taxonomy places the organism in Eukaryota, Fungi, Ascomycota, Pichiomycetes, Serinales, Debaryomycetaceae.
UCGCCCAGCAAACUAAUUAGCUUAUUCUAGACGUAGACAAUUACACAUACGGCACACUUUAAACUAAUAGAAGUGAAGACAAGGCUCCCGUAAUGGUACACGAACAAGUAUUGGUUGUAAGAUGGUAGUGAGUUCCCCGGUACACGAAACGUCCCUGUGUCGUGCGAAUUAUUGUCAUUUUGCAGCCAGUGUCUUUCGCUCCCGAAACUGGAAUGUACAAUAUAAGCAUACCAAGUAGCCACCAUAUCGGUCGAGAAGAGUUUAUCCAUGCUGCAGUUGGCAGCAUAUGCUAUCUAAGAAACAUGUUUCAAGAGUCUGCCUUCACUGCUGUGUCUAUUGGUGACACCAGAUUGAAAUGUAUGAAACUUGCCAAAGGAAAUGAUCUGCUGGCCGACACUUUGCUUCAUUGGAUUGAACAGGGUGUUCUAAGCACUCUCAGGUUGGGAUACUUGAAGGGUUUCCUGCUUUGUAUCCAUCCUGAUGAGAGAACCAUUCUGGAAGCAUAUGUAUUCUCCAUAUCUAAAACCAGUGAGCCUCAAACAAACGAGAGACCCCUCAAAGAAUUGAUACAGUCGCUUCAGAAGUUGAAGUUGCAAACAAACCGUAUCUUCUUGUCAAUUCGGAUUCUAUACAACCAAGCGUGUCCUAAGAAAUACCAACCUGCUCAUUUUGAAGAUAACAUUGUUGAUGAUGCGCCAAAAAUUAGUAUUGACAUUAACAGCCACAAUCAGUUUUCCCCAAAGUCCUUAGGGAUUGAUUUUAGAUGUCCAAUGUUUGAAGGUAUUCGGUUAGACCCAUUAGAUGUGAUCGAAAGAGACGAUCCGGAAACCGAAAACUUGCUCAAUUCAGUCAGGCUGCUUCCUCUAGUCCAUAGUACUUUAAGUUGUGAUUCUGGUUGUAAAUUGAUGCAAUUGGGAACUUCUAGUCACGCUCAAUGUUAUUUGUGUAACCGUGUGGUUAACAUACCUUGUUACGGCUAUUUGAAUAAUAGAAUACCUGAAACGUUUUCAUGCUACACCUGUCAAUUCAAUUCUCCCAUACUGUCUGAUUUACAACUCUUAAUGCGGAUACGUCUCCUAUGGGCACACAUAUUGCACAAUGGAGAAAUCCCAACAAUGGAUCAAGUUUAUGAAAUGUUUCAAUUAAAUAUUGGUGAUGAUAGGCACGAUGAGAAUGUUCGACAAGUAUUCAAUAAGCUUUUCCAAGAUGGUGUAUUUCAAACUGAGAUAGCUCCGAGCUCUGACAGUCAACCUGGGUACGGUAUGUUCAUGCCUAAAAUUCGUGGAUUGUUUGACCCAAUAUACAAUAAGGAGUUACUUCCUUCACAACUUUACUGGCUAAUUUUCGUCCCAAAAGCUCAAAAAAUGAAUCGGAGGUUAGAGUUUAAUACUGCAAUUCAGCUGGUCUACUUUUCAGAAUUUUCUAGAAUCAAGAGCUGUUUGAAGAGGUUUGAAGACUCUUGUAGAUUUCAUUGGCUGCCUCGUUUGAAGAGCAUACCAAGGAGUAUUUGCAAUACUCAGUCUCAAAGUUUCGAGAAAACGGACACACCGAGUGAGCCCAUUACUGAACACAAUCGUGGAGCCACUGACGGAGACACCCUUACCCACCCCAAAAAGAUGAGUAAACCCCUCCUAAUCGAUUUCCCAGAUGGUCCUGGUGAAUUUUCUGCUAGCUUAAAGUCUCCCCAGCCCAUGAAUACCAAUGUCACCAAACAAUGGUGUUCCUGUGAGCAAUGCCAGCUCAAACAAACAAAAUGUGACACCAUUCCCACUACCAACAACUGUAUCAAAUGUGGGGCGAAAUCUUUGGCAUGUACAUGUACCAGUCAAGUUGUCAAAAGAAGGGCCAUAGGAGCAAGUAUGGUAGUGUCCAAAAAGAAACUAGACAAGUACUCAGGGUCCUUGGAUGCGUACGACCCAAGCUUAUCAUCCAGGCUCAUUAUGUUCCCAAUAAUUCAGCGAAAAGAUCAAGACCCAGCUGUUUCAGACCACUCUGAAAGCAUUGAGGAUAUGAGCUUUGAAAGCUCGCUUAAAUUCUUAUCUCAGCCUCAGCUCACAGAAUACGAUAAGCUAUGCUGGACAGAAUCUCCAUAAAUUGCUUCUAAAAAUUAUCUUAGAGGAAACAAUUUCCUUAUUACCCCUUGAACUACAAAGUAUAGUUGGUUGAGGUUAAUAAUCAUGUUCUCAAGUAGGUUAUUGCUAAGGUUUUUGCAGU